Molecule: messenger RNA, 1410 nt
Organism: Electrophorus electricus (electric eel)
Lineage: Eukaryota; Metazoa; Chordata; Actinopteri; Gymnotiformes; Gymnotidae
Product: 5-hydroxytryptamine (serotonin) receptor 2A, genome duplicate b
Biological process (GO): serotonin receptor signaling pathway; response to xenobiotic stimulus; chemical synaptic transmission
Cellular component (GO): dendrite; plasma membrane
Molecular function (GO): neurotransmitter receptor activity; G protein-coupled serotonin receptor activity
Source: RefSeq, a predicted model, not a curated record
AUGUCCCUGAACAGAAGCGUCGUCGACUUCGAAUCGUCUACAGUUUCGGGUGAAUACGUCAGCCCCUCAGGCCAUGACCGUGGGGUCGCAGGUGUUCUGGGUAAUGUAGUCAUGAAUGACUCUGUGAACUGCAGCGGUGAGGAGGGCAGAAAUGUGUCGCUCUGUGUGACCUCUGGACCUGUGCAUAAGAACUGGGUAGCACUGUUCAUCCUGCUGGCCAUUGUCGUCACGGUGAUGGGGAACAUCCUGGUCAUCAUGGCAGUGAGUCUGGAGAGGAAGCUGCAGAAUGCCACGAACUACUUCCUGAUGUCGCUGGCCAUAACUGACAUGCUCCUGGGCCUUCUGGUCAUGCCGGUCGCCAUGGUGACGAUUCUUUACAAUUACGACUGGCCCUUCCCGUCUGCUCUGUGUCCAAUCUGGAUUUACCUGGACGUACUGUUCUCCACAUCCUCCAUCAUGCAUCUGUGUGCCAUCUCCUUUGACCGCUACAUUGGCAUACGUCACCCCUUCCAGCACAGCCGUGCCAACUCCCGCGCCCGAACCCGGGUCAAGAUCACGGCGGCGUGGACCAUCUCUGCGGGUAUUUCCAUGCCCGUUCCUGUCCUCGGCCUCCACGACCACUCCAAAGUGUUCCGGGGCUGCAGCUGCCAGCUGACGGACGACAGCUUUGUGCUGGCGGGCUCCUUCGUGGCGUUCUUCGUCCCGCUCAUCAUCAUGCUGGUCACGUACUUCUUGACCGUCAGCAGGCUGCGGCGGCAGGCCACGCUGUGCCUCGAUCGGCUGGCACCGCGUCCCAAGUGGCUGUCUGUGCUAGACUUCCUGCCACACAGCUCCUUCUCCUCCGAGCGCCUGUUCACCCGUGGCUCGCUCUGCCCGGACGCCGUGGUCGCUGCGGCGCCCGUCGCUUCCGGGUCGUUCGGCCGGCGCGCCGCGCAAGCCAUCGGGAACGAGCAGAAGGCCUCCAAGGUCCUCGGCGUGGUCUUCUUCCUGUUCGUGGCCAUGUGGUGCCCGUUUUUCGUCACCAACGUCAUGGCGGUGACGUGCGGCGCCUCCUUGUGUGACCCGGCGCUCAUGGAUUGCCUGCUGAACGUGUUCGUGUGGGUGGGCUACCUCUCGUCCGCCGUCAACCCGCUCGUCUACACGCUCUUCAACAAGACGUACCGCACCGCAUUCGCCCACUACCUGCGCUGCCACUACCAAGAAGAGCAGAAGCCUCUGCAGGCCAUCCUGGUCAACACCAUUCCUCCCCUGGCCUUCACCUCCUCCAAGCUCCCGCAGCAAGGACAGGCGACCUCGCUGAGGUGCUCGGCAGAGGGGAGCACGCUCGCCACCUCCCCCGGAACGAAGCGGCCGAGAUACUCGUGCACACCAGGCACGGGGGGAGCAGACGAGAGUGUGAGUUACAUGUAA